UUUUUUGGCAAAGGGCCAACUUUUAUUUAUAAAUUGGAUAGUUACAAAAUGUGUUAUCUAUUAGAAGAUGGCCAAGGAGAGUACAUUCAUCUACAACCAUUUGAAGGACACAGUGGUAUGAGACACAUAGGAUUUUAUUCAAUUAUGGUAUUUUCUUAUACAGAUGAUGAUGGAGAUGAUGAUGUAAUUUAUACAAGAAUUUCAAAAGGUGAUAUAGGGGCAUUAUGUUCUGCAUCCAGUGGUAAUUGUGAUAAUGCUCUUAACCAAAUUUCCAUAGUUUUUGGAAUCCAGAAUGUAUUAAUGGUUGUAUUGGAGAAGAUAUAAAUAUUACUUUUGCCUAUCCAGCUAAACUGAUUCAAUAUUGUGUAUCAAAA
Messenger RNA from Dimorphilus gyrociliatus, 374 nucleotides. The record is from the annotation of a GenBank genome assembly. Lineage: Eukaryota; Metazoa; Annelida; Polychaeta; Dinophilidae.